ACAACACAUCUCAACUUCUCAUCUCAUCUCUUCAGAUAGAUCACAAUGCUACUUAAGAGCUUAACGCUAGUACUUCUUUGCUCAACUUGUCUACUUGCCCAGAGCGAGUCCCAGCGUACCCGCUGCUGGAGCUCAGGCAAUGGUCAAAGCGCACGAUGGUGGGACGAAGGACAAAAAAUAGUUAGAGGCCGAUACUUUUACGAAUGCCGAGCUGGUCAACUUGAACCCCGUGGUUGUGUUAGCGAAUCGAAUCGUCAGCUACCAAUCGGCUCCACGAUCGAAUCCGGCGGUUACGUAGCCCGUUGUGAAUUGGGAUCCGACGGCUAUCUACAGUUCCGAUACGUUGCCUGUGUUGGAGACGAUGGUAGACAUUACAAAGUUGGAGAAUCAUGGACAGAUGCUCAGAACAUCUAUUACUACGAAUGUGUCCCAGACGGUCCUUAUGUGAAAGCAAAGCCUAAGGGAUGCAUUUCGCACAACAAGCAAAAGCGAAUUCCCAUUGGUCAACGUGAUGAUUAUGGAGAUUAUACCUAUGAAUGCCGUCAGAACUUUAACGGAACUAUUCGAAUGUGCAGUGUUGGAUGCAUUCAUAAUGGUCAACAUUACAAAGUUGGAGAACAGUGGCCGGACGGUGAUUUCGUGUACUACUGUAAGAGCAAUGGUGGACGUUGCCGUAAAGUUUGCAUCGGUUGUCAACAUCGUAGCAAACGUCUUUAUGACGGGGACCGUUACUCCGAGGGAGGUUCCGUAUACCAGUGUGAGAUUCGCCCAGACUCUUAUGGACACAAACCAGUAGGAUGCGUAUCAUACGAGCCUGAUGGAUCCAGAAUUGAGCGUAACAUCGGUUGCCGAUGGUAUUUGCAAACGCCUGACUCAAAAAUUGAACAAAUUUGCGAGCUAGAUGGCACUAAAACGGCAAUUCGAACAGUCGGAUGCAUCUAUAGAUACAAUGGAUUUGACACCAUAUUCCUCAACCCUGGACAGUACACAAUCUGGGAUUUACCGCGUGAACGCAAAGCCGUAGGAUUGGCCUGCAAAAAGACCGAUAAUGGCGCCAAAUUAGAGAUUUUCGACAUUUCAAAGCUUGCUCAAAAUACACAAGGAUUGACAUAUAAUACACCACGAGGAAAGUAAUGCGGCGCUGUGAACAAUAGAUGCCGAUACUUGUUUUCUCAUUAUUGUUCUGAUCAUUGUUCUGUUUCUUUGAUCUACUUAACGUGUGUCCUGCUUAUAGGAACAUUAUUUUCUUGUUACGUGUAUAUACAUAUAUAUUAUAUUUUGUUUUGGAAGGAUUGUGAUGACUACAUGCUGCAAUAGCAAUAAAAUUGCAUCCGAAC
Molecule: messenger RNA, 1337 nt
Organism: Cylicocyclus nassatus
Lineage: Eukaryota; Metazoa; Nematoda; Chromadorea; Rhabditida; Strongylidae
Source: the annotation of a GenBank genome assembly